GGUGAGGGGGCUUGUAGAGGAUCGAAAGCGUGGCGAGUAGUUGAGCGGCUUCUGGUGGUGAUGAAUGACUCAGGACUUGUUUGAUUUCAACCGGGUCUUUCUGAGAACGCUGCUGUUCUCUCCCUUUGACGGUUUUCGUGCGCUCUUCUCUUGUCGUAAGGCUGAUCCUCGAGCUCUUUGCACGCCUGUCUCCGACUUGACAGCCCAAAGAGGAGAGUAAAGCGGCAUAAAGCAUGCACGAGCGAGUUCGAAUAUCUAGGCUGGAAGGGCUGGGGACGCUGGAAACGUGCAGCGCUGAAGACAAGCAACGCAAAGCCAAUAAACAACAGCAAUUUCAUUGAGCAUGAGACGGGCAAGACGAAGGGAUGCUGGAAACAAUGUGACUACCCCUCCAACUGCCGCUGGGGAAAGCGAGUCGGCAUCCACAUGCCCAGUCCCACACCCACUCCUACAACAUUGCCCACCUCCGGCUUUACAAUCGACACCUCCGUCCUAAACACGCCCAUCGACCACCCAAGUCUAGACGACUGCUUAGCCACCUCGGCCCCUCCUUCGCUUGAACUCGAGGCAGAGGACAGUGCAGGCGCGCUCGGCAGCGCGCUAGAAGUCAGCGCAAAGCGGCGGAAGAGCCAGGACAUCGCGUCUCCCACGUCGCUUCUAGAGAUCGAGUCCGCGCAAACGAGCGCCGUGUUCGAUAUCGAGAUGGUGAAUGCCGAGGAUUCUCCUGCCUUACCGGUGCGUCGGCGGCUGAGGAUAGGAGCGAUGAGAGGUCGCGGACACUGGGUAGGCUAAGGAGUAUGCUGUCUUUGUCUGGUCACAACCGGCACGGCGACAUGUCGAGGUGCUGCCUGUGUCGAAUGCGCAGAGCAUUCUUAGGAGGAGAUGUGCGAUGUCUGGGCUGACGAUGCAGGAGCCGCUUUUCAAGAGGGGUGAAGAGCUGCUUGAGAGUGUCUCGUCACGGGAGAGGGUGAGGAAGUGGAACGAGAGUGCGCUGGAUGCGGUGUGAGCCAAUGAGGGGUGUUACAAAGCGCUCUUUGAUCUCGUCUAUUUACGUGUUCGAUACCCGGCUUUAUUGCGAAA
Didymella exigua CBS 183.55 is the source of this 1080-nucleotide messenger RNA. RefSeq lists its product as uncharacterized. The record is from RefSeq and is a predicted model, not a curated record. NCBI's taxonomy places the organism in Eukaryota, Fungi, Ascomycota, Dothideomycetes, Pleosporales, Didymellaceae. The annotation marks the transcript as partial. The transcript has a single exon.